This is a messenger RNA of Scutellospora calospora, 339 nucleotides long. The record is from the annotation of a GenBank genome assembly. Lineage: Eukaryota; Fungi; Glomeromycota; Glomeromycetes; Diversisporales; Gigasporaceae.
CAAAUGCAAGUGUUGUAUGCUAGUUUCGAAAAGUUGACUUUUACCCUUGCCGCUCAUGUAGAGUCGACUACAAAACCCGGACCAUAUGUGGGGAACUCGGACAUAUUUCACACAACUGACCAAACGCGAGACCAAAACAACCUGGCAACCCAAAUUUUGCAAAGGCCAAGGGACGUAAACUACAUCAGUAUCUUGGAGGAAGAAGAAAGACCCACCAGAAGCGAUGAAGCAGUAGUAAUGCCUGCAGACCGCCCUAACUCUAUCCUUCACAAAGAACAAGAAGCUGCCUUAAAGAAGCAGAAGCCCAAGCUGAUGAGAGACCGAAGUCCACCUAACUAA